Sorex fumeus (smoky shrew) is the source of this 1074-nucleotide messenger RNA. RefSeq names its product Aly/REF export factor (gene ALYREF). Gene Ontology annotation, biological process: mRNA export from nucleus. The record is from RefSeq and is a predicted model, not a curated record. The transcript has 6 exons. Gene Ontology annotation, cellular component: nucleus. Gene Ontology annotation, molecular function: mRNA binding. The coding region runs from base 23 to 787 and encodes 254 amino acids. Lineage: Eukaryota; Metazoa; Chordata; Mammalia; Eulipotyphla; Soricidae.
GAGGCCCGAUUCCGCGCCCGCCAUGGCCGACAAGAUGGACAUGUCUCUGGACGACAUCAUCAAGCUGAACCGGAGCCAGCGGGGCGGCCGCGGCGGGGGCCGGGGCCGCGGCCGCGCCGGCUCGCAGGGCCGCGGCGGCGGCGUGCAGGCAGCCGCGCGGGUGGGCCGCGGCGGCGGGCCGGUCCGGAACCGGGCGGCUCUGGCCCGCGGCGCGGCGGGCGGCGGCGGCAGGAAUCGGCCGGCGCCCUACAGCCGGCCCAAGCAGCUCCCCGAUAAGUGGCAGCACGACCUGUUCGACAGCGGCUUCGGGGCCGGCGCCGGCGUGGAGACAGGCGGGAAGCUGCUGGUGUCUAACCUGGACUUCGGCGUGUCGGACGCUGACAUCCAGGAGCUGUUCGCCGAGUUCGGGACACUGAAGAAGGCGGCUGUGCACUACGAUCGCUCGGGCCGCAGCCUGGGCACCGCCGACGUGCACUUCGAGCGGAAGGCGGACGCGCUGAAGGCCAUGAAGCAGUACAAUGGGGUGCCCCUGGACGGCCGCCCCAUGAACAUCCAGCUCGUCACGUCACAGAUAGACACACAGCGGAGACCCGCCCAGAGCAUAAAUAGAGGCGGGAUGACUAGGAACCGCGGGGCUGGAGGCUUCGGUGGCGGGGUCCGGAGAGGAGCCCGCGGGGGCAGCCGGGGCCGGGGCCGGGGCACCGGCCGGAGCUCCAAGCAGCAGCUUUCUGCAGAGGAGCUGGACGCACAGCUGGACGCCUACAAUGCCAGGAUGGACACCAGCUAAGAGCCACCCACCGGCGUGCGGAUCCGAACAGACGUCCUGUCGGCCGAGCUCCCGGGGAGGGGCAGAGGGGCUGCGCGGCUGCCGAGGCAUCGGUUUCUUUUAUGUUUUAAAAUAGGGUUUUAAAACUCAUGUAAAGGUUUUUCUCCCUUCUCCCCUCUCCCCUUUUUUUUUUUAAUUCUGAAGCAGACCUGUUUUGUACUGAGUUAUUUUGGGAUAAAUCUCACUGUUGCUGUUGUGGAGGAGGCGGCGUUUCCGCCUUGGCCAUAAUAAACUAGAAACGUGUGGCA